Molecule: messenger RNA, 1535 nt
Organism: Cloeon dipterum
Lineage: Eukaryota; Metazoa; Arthropoda; Insecta; Ephemeroptera; Baetidae
Product: carbonic anhydrase 2-like
Exons: 7
Coding region: 159-1100 (313 amino acids)
Biological process (GO): one-carbon metabolic process
Cellular component (GO): plasma membrane
Molecular function (GO): carbonate dehydratase activity; zinc ion binding
Source: RefSeq, a predicted model, not a curated record
GCAGCGGCGGCGGCAGCAGCAGCAGCAGCGGCGGCCGAGAACCGCGAGUGCAGCACCCACCAAGAGGGAGGAGGCUCGGAGGAGGCGCAGGCCGCGAGGACCGAAAAGCGGGAUCGUGGCCGUGCUUUGUGUUCGUCUGUUGCCGCUGCCUUGUCACCAUGAUCACCCCGUCAAGUGCAGGCAAAACCACUCUGCUCGCACUUGUCACGCUGUUCAUUGCAGUGUUGGACAGCGUAGUAGGCGGCGGUGGCGGCCACGAGUGGGGCUACGAUGACCACAAUGGACCGAAAAAGUGGGCUGGCACGUGCAAAAGCGGUCUCUUCCAGUCGCCAAUUGACCUCAAGGAGAGCAUCUCUCACCCAAGGAACUUUGAGCCUUUGGUUUUCUUUUUGUACGACAAGCCUGCUAACGUCACCAUGAAGAACAAUGGACACACACUGAAGCUGACGUUCGAGCAGUCGUGUGUGGCGCAAAUGGCAGGUGGAGGGUUGCCAGCCGCCUUCUCCCUGGCGCAAAUCCAUUUCCACUGGGGUUCUGAACACACCCUCAACGGAAGGAGGUACCCGCUGGAAGCGCACUUUGUGCACUACAACCAUAAAAGAUACGAUAGCCUCGGCGCAGCGGUUGGCAAGGAAGACGGUCUCGCUGUUCUCGGAGUGUUUUACGAAGAGUCAAACGAGGAAGCGGAUAACGGCAUCGUGGACAAACUGCUCGAGCACUUAGCGAGGGUGAGCGACGAGGGCGCCGAGUUUAAGAUGACCAGCAAGAUGAGAGCAGAAGAACUCUUCCCGGAGGACAUUGACAAGUUUUUCAGGUAUAGGGGCUCGCUCACCACUCCAGAGUGCAACGAGGGCGUUCUCUGGACCGUUUUGGAGAAAACGGUUCCAAUUUCUACUGCGCAGGUGGAAAAAUUCAAAAGUCUGGAAUCGAGGAGUGGCAAGAUAGAGGAAAACUACCGUCCGGUGGAGCCUCUAAAUGGUCGCAAUCUGUACCGACGCUCGACCCACCACAAUGGGGCACCUUCUUCGACCACUUCAUCACUGUCACUCAUUGCGGCCAGCCUGGCAUCUUGUUUGCUGUUGGCCAAUAAAGUGGCCUGAAGUCGCCCUCAGCACGCUCGUUAAAGAGAGCAAUGCAUCACAAUUAAAAGCAGACGGUGGAUAGAGUUACCUAGCGAGCAGAAAGCCCAAUUUUAACACAGCAAUGCUUUUCUAGUUUUAAGUCGUGCUAUCCCUAAGGGAUCUGGCAAAUCUUUGCCGUUUCCACAUGCACAUGUUAUCAUAGUUACUACGUAACAAGCAAAAAAUUUGUAGUAGGAAAUUAAAAUCCGUAAUAUGUGUUCUUUAUUAUUAUUAUUAUAUCGUUUUACGAGUUUUCGCGAUUGAGAUGUGUGUAUUGAGUUGCAUUUUAAUCUCAACAUCAGGUGGAGAGAUGGAUGAUACGUAAAAUAAAUUCAGGUCCUGUUUGAGAGUAAGAGAUUUUAUCGUGUAAUGAUCAAUUAUUUUCAUAACAAUAAAUUACGCUUUUAAUUUUAA